AGCCUCCCCAUCAGUAGUGGUACUAUACAUCUUACAAUCUAAGCACAAGGUACUUUGUUGCUCUACUCGUCAAAGCUUUCAAUGGUUCUCACCCCUCUCGUAUCUCCUACAGACUCGUAUCUAUCACAGUCUUCACCUCUAUCUCGUCCAGCUCGCACGCCCACCAGCUCCCGUCCCUCCCUCGACGUUCAUCCCCCACCUCUUCGUAAGACUUCCACCAGUAGCUUGUCAAAACUAUCCGACUUUCAUCUCGACUCCCCAGCAUCGGAUGACAGUGGUGAUGCCUUCUCCUCUGAAGCCCUGUCUUAUCAGCGGGUCGAAGGUGUGCGUCAUGUCUCACUUAGCCUCAAGGCGAGCGGCUGGCGCAGGCCAGACUUCAAGACUGAGAUCUUGACCAUUCUGCGAGGCUUGCAUGUACCACUGUGGACGUCAUCAAUUCUGACUCCGUCCUCAAUCCAUCUCCAGAAGAUUUCCGGAGCUCUCACCAAUGCCGUAUUCUUCGUGUCCUUCAAUCCGGCACCGACGCCGACCUCUCCCUCUAUGUCGCCGAUGUUGACUCCGUCCAUGCCACCGGUAGAUCCUUCACAUCCAACUCCAUUGCAGCCUGAUCAGUACCCGCCAACUCUGCUCCUUCGUAUUUAUGGACCUAGCACCGACGUACUCAUAUCAAGAACAGACGAGCUUCGGAUCCUACAUGUUCUCAGCACGGUCUACAGUCUCGGCCCUAGAAUUUACGGAACCUUUACCAACGGUCGUGUGGAGCAAUUCUUCCCAUCUCGAGCUUUGACACUUAAGGAGGUACAUGACCCGGUCAUCUCUCGCGGCAUCGCUCGGCGUAUGCGUGAACUGCAUUCAGUGGAUUUGCACUUGCUUGGCUAUGGACAAGGUCGUGAGGGUAUUCCCAUGGUCUGGUCAUGCUUGGAACAAUGGCUUGGUCCCGCUCAGUCCGUACUUAUGACCUUGGCAAAGAAGGAUGCAGUUUGGUCCCGGUGGGUGGAAGAGUUUGAUCUCCCUCGUGCAAAGGUCGAACUGGAGCAAUAUCGACAAAGGUUACUCCAGGAAGGUUCAAGUCUGGUCUUCUCUCAUAAUGACGCCCACUGUGGCAACUUACUUCGCCUUGACGUGGUCCCUCCCAACCUACCUGACCACCAUCGCUAUGUGGUGAUCGAUUUCGAGUAUGCCGCACCAAACCCUCGUGGGUACGACAUUGGUAACUACUUUCACGAGUGGUGCGCCGUGCACCAUCAUCACGCGAUGACUCCAUCCGCCCAACCCCGCCUUCCCUAUCCCAACGCUUCUGAUCGUGAGAACUUUUACCGGGCGUACCUAUCCCUAGACAUGAACGCAAGCAGCGGAGAUGAGGUCCUCGGACGGAGAGGUGAUGUGAGCGCCACCAGAGUGCAGGCUCUCGAGCGCGAGGUGCUCAUGUGGAGUCCGGCAUGCAGUGUCUUCUGGUCUGUAUGGGCCAUAGUGCAGGCGGAAGGACAAGUCAACGCACUUAUCGAAGGGCGAGAGGAAGAAGUGGAUUACAACUACUUGUCGUAUGCAAAAGAGCGGAUGGGCAUGUUCCGGCAAGAAACGAGAGCUCUGGGAAUCCUUGCAUGACCGCGGCUUUGGCAAUGAGGUGACCCAUUCCUCAAUGCACCCGUCGAGCGGCACCUCUCGCACCUGCGCCGCUUUGUAAGACGUCGAUAGCAUGCUCUCGCCACGGAGGAUCACUUUGGUCAGUAGACUGAACGGGAGACAAGAUUCAUGAAAAGUCCAGUUGCCGGCCCGCGACGUAUAUAAUUUGAAGAGAUCUCUUGAAUGUAUAUAAUCAUAGAGCC
Molecule: messenger RNA, 1826 nt
Organism: Tremella mesenterica DSM 1558
Lineage: Eukaryota; Fungi; Basidiomycota; Tremellomycetes; Tremellales; Tremellaceae
Exons: 6
Coding region: 82-1605 (507 amino acids)
Biological process (GO): phosphatidylethanolamine biosynthetic process; phosphatidylcholine biosynthetic process
Cellular component (GO): cytoplasm
Molecular function (GO): ethanolamine kinase activity; choline kinase activity
Source: RefSeq, a predicted model, not a curated record